CCCAGAGCAUCAGGCACUAUGUUGAUUACCCCUGGGAAGGAGUCUUAGAAUACAGAAUGAAUUACCAAAAGAGACAAUGAAAUCCUUUCUGAAAGAUUUUAAGAAAAGGCAGGGAUUUUUUUUUUUUUUUAAGUGCGGGUAAACUUCAAGAGGCUCUUUUAAGUCCAAUAGUUAAAUAACUAUGUUAUACCUCUCUGGGCUGGGGCCUAGUUCCUGGCAACAUGGCUAAUGGCACCAAGAAGGUUGGGAUCAGAGGUAAACAUUGGACCCGCUAUGGUGCCUCCUUCUGGAAAAUGGUGAAGAACAUUGAUAUCAGCCAGCACACCAAGUGCACUUGGUCCUUCUGUGGAAAAACCAAGAUGAAGAGACGAGCUUUGAGGGUCUGGCACCAUGGUUCCUGUGGGAAAACAGUAGCUGGUAGUGCCUGGACCUAUAAUACCACUUCUGCUGUCACAGUAGUUGGCCACGAGAAGACUGAAUGAAUUGAAAGACCAGUAGAAGCUCCAUUUUUCAGAAGUCACAAGCCUAUAAUGGGCUAAUUUAUGCAACCAAAAAAAAAAAAAAAACUGGUAUAUUUUCCAUGUUAUGUUUGCUUUUUUUCCCCAAAAAAAAUACAUGGUAUUAAGUUCUUGGCUUUCUUCAGCGAAAUAAGUAGAAAAACAUUGGGCUGCUAUUUUCUUUUUUUAAAAGUGAAUGUAGAGCAACUAUUUUUUUGAGUAAGAAAGGGACAGUCUUCCAUUUACUGAGUGCUUAGUAAAUAGUUGUUGAAUUUAACUGGUUGGAGUAACUUACAAACAUUCCCAACAGAGCAGAGUCGUAUGUUACUAACUCGUUUGCACAA
Nycticebus coucang (slow loris) is the source of this 841-nucleotide messenger RNA. RefSeq names its product 60S ribosomal protein L37a-like. The record is from RefSeq and is a predicted model, not a curated record. The transcript has a single exon. Gene Ontology annotation, biological process: translation. The coding region runs from base 222 to 482 and encodes 86 amino acids. Lineage: Eukaryota; Metazoa; Chordata; Mammalia; Primates; Lorisidae. Gene Ontology annotation, cellular component: ribosome. Gene Ontology annotation, molecular function: structural constituent of ribosome.